Molecule: messenger RNA, 5063 nt
Organism: Paramuricea clavata
Lineage: Eukaryota; Metazoa; Cnidaria; Anthozoa; Malacalcyonacea; Plexauridae
Source: the annotation of a GenBank genome assembly
UUUGACUUUAUUCAAAACUUUCAUUCAUCAUCACCAAAAUUGUUGAACCAACAACUGGUUUGAUAUUUUACAGACUGUUUUUAACAGACUGAUUUUACAGCAUCGAGAAAUUAUGGGGUCAUGAACUUUAAUCACAAGAUUUUUGCAAUGUGUGAAAUUCGCAAUUUCAAUGUAAUUAGAUAUCCAGGAACGUAUGUAUUCAACUCAAACUGAAAUUAUAUGUUGCGGCUUGUUGCCCGCGUUUUCAAACUACUGUUCAUUCUUUUGACCAAAUCAAGCACAGUGUUUUAAACAUUAUAACGAUGUAAAUAAACUACACGACAAAAUGUAGUUCCUGAAUGAAGUAAAGCCAAGGUAAGACGAAAUGAAAUAUAUUCAAGUAAGUUUACAUAAGCAUAUCGAAACACAGCGCCGAUUCAAAGUCGGCUGUAAACACAAGGAAUUUCUAAAGAAACCAGAAAACAAAUAGUCAAUAGAAGUUUCGCGAGAGUUAGAUGUCAUUUCGUGGGCAUUUUAAUUUUUAAUGAAGAAAGUAAUUCACAGAAUAGAUGUCUUUUUAUGCUUGCUUUAAACUCGUAUUUGUUGAAUGCAAAACGGCUGUACACAAUGCUGUCUCGGUCAAUAAUAUAAAAAUUUUACAUAAAAGCGUUUCGUCUUCAGUUCAAAACGACAUCUAACAUCUUUUCUCUUCUGUAUAUUUCUCAAGAUAUUGAUUCAACAGUGAUCUAAACUGAAAAUGGCGUCAUACGACACUGGUUGGGAAGAUGAACUAUUUCAACAUCCCGUUGGUCACACGUUGCAUUGUAGUAUAUGCAUGAAUGUUUUGAAGGAUCCAGUUUCGUGUCGACAUAAUGAGCAUUUGUUCUGUCGAGCUUGUAUCACCAUACAUCUCAUGAACUUUCAAACAUGUCCAUCGUGUAUGGAACCACUCACUGUCGAAUCACUGCGCCAAGCACCUUGGACCGUAACGAACUUACUUUCCGAAUUAAAGAUCCGCUGUCAAUUCUUCGAUCGUGGUUGCGGACAGUUUGUUGAAUUAGGAGAUCUCGAAAGGCAUGUUACUGACUGUGGGUUUGCCCCAGCAGUCUGCUCUAACGAAGGAUGCCAACUUGAGGUGAAUAAACAAGAUUUACUACACCAUGAAACAGCUGUGUGUGAACUACGCAGAGUCAAGUGCCACAAUUGCAACGAAAUCAGACAAGAGAUGGAUACAGUGAAAGUUAAUUUGGCAGCAAUGAAUGAAAAGUUGAAAGGAGUUGGGGAACAGGUGGCCAGAAAUGAGACGAACGUUAAGGCAGUGGAGAAAAAUGUUAAAACAGCUGUGGGAAAUGUGGUCGCAAAAGUUGAACUGUUUCGAGAACAACUCAACAAGCAGGAAGAAAGCAAUCGUCAUCUCCAAGCGGACAAUGUAGAAAUAAAGAGAAGUUUAAACGAAAUUACAAAACAACUGGAGAGAAUGACACAACAAACAUUGCAUGAAAUUCAGGCAGAAGAAAUGAAGAAAGCUAUCGCAGAAGGUGGAAUGGACAGAGAGCCAAAGGUCCUUAUCGCUGGAGGCUGGAAUGGGAGAGAAAAUCUAAAUUCAGUGGAAAUGUUCAGUCUCUCAAACACAACCUGGACACCACUACAGUCAAUGAAAGAAAGUCGUAAUAGAGCAUAUUCAGUUGUUCACAACAAUCAGGUUUUUGUCAUGGGAGGUGAUGAUAAGCAUGCAGGAAUAAAGUCAAUUGAAAAACUAUCAUUGAAUGCUGUUCAAGUUGAUCAGUCCAUAACUUGGGAACAUGUUCUUGCUGAGUUACCUGCACCAUUGUGGGGACACUGCAGUGUAGUUUAUAAUGGACGGUUGAUAGUGAUUGGAGGUUUUGAUGAUAGUAAACUUGCAUAUUCUGAUAGUAUUACUGAGAUUUCCCUUGUCCCAACUUAUACCAGUAAACUGUUGGCUACCAUGCCACAGGCAAGAUAUCUUCAUGGUGUUGCAAUGUUUGGUGACAAGAUACUGAUUCUUGGAGGCAAGCUCAAUGGUUCUUCCACCACAAAUCUUGCAAGUGUUUUGUUGUAUGAUAUUACUAAGAACGAAUGUAAGGAGUUAGCAGCCCUCCCCUACCCCGUGUCUGAAAUGGCCACAGUCAAGUGGGAUGAUGACAGUGUGAUCAUAGUGGGUGGUACUGGCAGUAACAUUCAAGCAUUAAACAAAGUUUUAUUUUACAAGAUCAAGACCCAGAAGAGUCGUAUGUUACCAGACAUGAAGUAUAAGAGGAAAGGAUGUGUGGCUGCAGUUGUCAAAGACACUGUGAUUGUCAUGGGAGGCCAAGAUGAAAGAGGAAUGUACUUAAACUCUGUAGAAUGUUUUCGAUUCGAUCGCUAUAUCUGGCAAGAACUUCCUGAAAUGCAGCAAGCAAGAUGCUGGGCUACUGCAGUUGUAUGUUGAUUAUGCAUUGUAUAUUAGCAACCUAAUUAAGUUGUUGCAGUAUUUCAUACACUUAAAAUUUUAAAACAGGGAGAUUUCGCUUUUUAGCCCUUAAAAAACUGUGAGAUUUUAUCAAAAACUGGAAGAGCAAAAUUAAAGUCAUAUGUAGUGUUCAAAACAGUAAAAAAUUCUAAUCAUUUUCCCGGCUUUAUAAUUAACAAUUAUUGGAUGAGGUUUUUGUGAUAUGCGUAAUUGUCAAGGUCGAGGUAAGGGAUUUCAGCCGAGCUGAAGGCGAGGCUGAUAAUGCUUACCGAGACCUUGAUAAUUUUGCAUAUCGCAAAAACCGAAUUCAAUAAUUGUUAUUAUACAUUUGUUUGUGUUACAGUCAAAAUACAAGAACCUUCCCACUUCUGUAACUUAUUUUGUAUUUAUUUAUUCUAUUUUCUGUAGUGAUUACCGCUUUAUCGGCACAUAUCGCGUUAGGAUCCGGUAGAAUUUCGCUUUCCUUCCUUUAUAUACGUCAAUUUGUAGCAAUGGAUACACCGGCAGGUACAAAACGCAGGUUGCAGGUUGGAAUUUUGCAGGUUGCAAAUUUCGCAGGUUGGAAUUUUGCAGGUUGGAAUUUUGCAGGUUGGGGAUUUUGCAGGUUGGAAUUUUGCAGAUUGCCAGGAACUUUGCAGGUUGAUAAUGCAAACUUAAAAUUACACCACUUUUCCAGUAUUCUAGUAUAAUUUAGUUGUGCAUUUAUUGCAGUCUGACUCCUUGUCGGCGCCACUGCUCUAAGGCUAGUGGCCAUCACCCUCGUGAAAACAUUCAAAAUGACCAGAUUGGCUUGGACCUACAGGGAGACAAAUGUUUUGAUUGUUGAAAGGUGCCUACAUGAUGUGGCGGCGUUUAUACCAGAAUGUUGUUAAAAGUUAACUAACUCUCGAGUAAUGAUAUGGUAAUUGGGGGCUUGAGUGGACUUCUCAUAAGUGGGUGUAGAGGAGAGACACCUCAUUCAGGCAUUUUCUGAACUGCCACCACGUCAUGUAGGCUCCUCGCAACAAUCGAAACAUUCGUCCCCCUGAAGAUCCAAGCCAAUCUGGUCAUUUUGAAUGUUUUCACAAGGGUGAUGAGCAGAGGCUAGAAACAUGGUAGCAGGAUAGGCUGAUAUCAAAAACGGCGACAAGGAGUCAGACUGCAAUAAGUACACAAUAAAAUUAUACUAGAAUACUUUAUAGUAGCAUAAUUUUCAGUUUGCAUCAUCAACCUGCAAAAUUCCUGUCAACCUGCAAAAUUCUAACCUGCAAAAUCCCCAACCUGCAAAAUUCCAACCUGCAAAAUUCCCAACCUGCAAAAUUCCAACCUGCAAAAUUCCCAACCUGCAAAAUUCCAACCUGCAACCUGCGUUUUGUACCUGCCGAUGGAUACACCUUUCGUUAGAUUCUUUGCAUAAAAGUUGCGAAACUUAGAUCUUAUAGCGAUAUUUGCUGAUAAAUCGGUUUUAAACCGAAUACAAAAAUUUAAAAUUACCGAAUACAAUCAUUUGACGUACUAAAAUGAAAAUUUCACAACUUUUAUGCAAAGAAUCUAACGAAAGGUGUAUCCUUUGCUACAGAUUGACAUAUAUAAAGGAAAGAAAGGGGAAUUCUACCGCGAUAUUUGCCGAUAAAAAAACGCUACAGAAAAUAGAACAAAUUGCGUGAUUGCACGAUUUAACUGUAAGCUCUUAGCCAAUCAAAUUUUUUUUACCAACUACAAUGUAUAAUAAUCAUUAUAAUUGCAUUCGCUUCAACAACUUGUUUAAUUUAAUUUAAUUUAAUGCUAACAUGGCAAGAAUGCAACUAGUUUUCGAGAUCCCAUGUACGCGUUACAUAUCAUAUCCUUACAAUAAUCUACUUAUCGCUUAUAGGGCGAAAGUGAAUAAAAAAGCCGAACACUUGUAGUUCAUGGAGUAAGUUUCAGCUUGGACACAAGUGCUUUUCACACGAUUACUAUUUCUUGCCAGAUAUUUGAAUCUGCAAAAUAUUCCAUUACCUCAUAACAAUUAAAACAAGCAACCAGGAGAAAAUAUCUUGAUACCGAGAGAAAAAGGUCAAAACUGGGAGUCUCCGGCGGCACCGGGAGAGUUGACAGGUCUGCUUUUGUACUUGGAUAUGAUCAUAGUUUUACGAAUAAAAUUUUAUACCAAUUUAACCAAGUGUAAAGAAAAUUAAUUUGCUGAAAUUGUUGAAUUUAUUGUCGAAUAAAGUAGUAUGCAUUAGGGCACAUUGUGGCUUAAUAUUAAACCACCAUGCUGCAAUGGGCUAUUCCAUUUAAUAUCCGUACCCCGGGCCUGUCGAGGAUACAUGUUUUUCAUAGUUAUACCCCUGAAGAAUUCCAAGCUCAAAACCCUUUACCCCUGAAGAAUUCCAAGCUCAAAACCCUUUACCCCUGAAGAAUUCCAAGCUCAAAACCCUUUACCCCUGAAGAAUUCAAAGCUCAUAACACUUUAAUACCCCUGAAGAAUUCCAAGUUCAAAACCCUUUACCCCUGAAGAAUUCCAGGGUCCUCGACAGGGGGGGGACGGAUAUUAAAUGGAAUAGCCCAAUGUGCCCAAAUGCACACUAUGCCCGGAGGGAAAUAUCAUCACUGAGGGUAAUGUUUCGCCGAAUCCCCCAAGCGAAGCCAAAGG